CAAAUACGCUCUUUGCACACAAGAAUUCAAUGUCACUUCACUUUCCAAUCGUCACUCAUUCAAGAAGAAACACCGUGAAAGUCCUUUUCACUUUUCAUUCCAACCACUGUUGUGCCAAAAUGAAGACCAAAAUCGCCAUCCUCCAAACGCCACUAACCCGCCAAAUUCUCGUAGCCACCGGCCCUUUGCUCUCCACAAUCGGCCUCGGCAUGACUUCGGGCUUCUCCGCCGUGCUCUUACCCCAACUCCACAACACCACUCUGGUGGCGAGUCCGAACGACGCUUCAUGGAUCGCAUCAAUGGCCGCUCUACCGAUGGCGUUCGGUUGCGUUUUUGGUGGUUUUCUAAUGGAGAAUUUCGGCCGUAAAACCACCCAGAUUUUGACAACAAUCCCCUCUUUAAUCGGUUGGCUCCUGAUCGGUUUUUCCAGCGACAUUUGGAUGAUUUUAACUGGGCGUUUCCUGACGGGGCUGUGUGGGGGGCUGCUGGGCCCCUCAACGGGGGUGUACAUCAGUGAGACGUCCGAGCCCCGGUUCAGGGGCUUCCUCCUCGCGUCCAUUUCCCUGGCCAUGGCCCUGGGGCUGUUUUUCGUCCACUUUCUGGGCACUUUCCUCACCUGGAGGACCACAAGUGGCCUGUCCCUCAUUUUACCAGUCUUAAGUCUAGUGGUCUUGAAUUUAGUGCCAGAAUCGCCAUCAUGGUUGGCCAAGAAGGGGCGGAAUGACGAGGCGCAAAAAUCAUUUUUCUGGUGCCGUGGGGAAAGUGACCAGGCGAGGAAAGAACUAACCGAAAUGUUGCAACGUUACAAAAACCAGACUUUAGAGACGGAAAAAAUUAAACUGAUUUCGGGCGAAUUUCUCAAGCCUUUGGCCAUAAUUGUGGUUUUUAUUGUGACCAAUCAGUGGGCCGGUGUUAACGCUUUGACCUUCUACACGGUGACCAUCAUGGGCAAAACGCUGGGUCCGGGGCUGGACGAGUAUUUGGCCAUGCUGGUGGUGGACCUAAUCAGGGUGGCUAUGUCGAUCGCCACUUGUUUCAUCAUGAAGCGGAUUGGGCGCCGCCCACUUGCUCUAAUCAGCGGUUUUGGCACUUUUACCUCAUUGUUCCUCUUAAGUGCGUAUAGUUUUACCACUCGCUUCGUUCGUUUGGACUUUCCGUUGGUACCAAUGGGCGCGCUCGUGGCUUACAUCACGUUCAUUACCAUUGGCUUCGUGCCGUUGCCAUGGGCCAUGAUGGGCGAGGUUUUCCCCCAAACCCAUCGCAAUGUCGGGUCGAGUGUUUCGUCAUUUAUGGCGUUUGUGGCGUUUUUCAGUGUUGUUAAAACAAGUCCUGCUAUGUUUGAUUGUUUGGGUACCGAUGGUACGUUUAUGGUUUAUGGUGCCGUGGCGUUUUUCGGUACAAUUUUCAAUUGGUUCUUUCUGCCCGAAACCAAAGAUAAGACUUUGGGCGAAAUUGAAGAUGAGUUUAAAUAG
Molecule: messenger RNA, 1472 nt
Organism: Tribolium castaneum (red flour beetle)
Lineage: Eukaryota; Metazoa; Arthropoda; Insecta; Coleoptera; Tenebrionidae
Product: facilitated trehalose transporter Tret1
Exons: 3
Coding region: 30-1472 (480 amino acids)
Biological process (GO): transmembrane transport
Cellular component (GO): membrane
Molecular function (GO): transmembrane transporter activity
Source: RefSeq, a predicted model, not a curated record